CCCUCUUAUAAUCUAAUCCUCUCUCACUAUUUCCCAUAUACUCUCAGAAGUUCUAUCCCUCUGAUCCAUUGUUUCACGAUCUCUUCUUCCUUUUUUUCUCUGGUUUUUGAAAAAUUCAUCCUUUCGUGUCCGAGAUCAAACCCUUUGGGAAUUUCAUCAUGGCGAAAAGUUCCUUCAAGCUUGAUCAUCCAUUGGAAAGAAGGCAGGCUGAAGCUUCUCGCAUCAGAGAGAAGUAUCCUGAUAGAAUACCUGUGAUUGUGGAGAAAGCUGAAAGAAGUGACAUCCCUGACAUUGAUAAGAAGAAAUACCUUGUACCAGCUGAUUUGACAGUGGGUCAGUUUGUUUAUGUGGUUCGUAAAAGGAUUAAGCUCAGUGCAGAGAAGGCUAUCUUUGUUUUCAUCAGUAACACUCUACCUCCAACUGCUUCCUUAAUGUCUGCUAUUUAUGAAGAAAAUAAGGAUGAGGAUGGCUUCCUUUACAUGACUUACAGUGGAGAAAACACCUUUGGAUCUCAGUAGACACAAAUCAUAUUUUGGUGUCUGGCCUCUGUAAAUAACAUCAUGAAGUGUAAAUUCUCUGCCGACGCCGUCGCCGUCGCCGAUCAAUGCAUGACGUGUUUAUUAGUUAUGAUUUAAGUAAUUUUACUGCCCGAGACUUUGACCAUGUCCGUUAUCUUUUAACUUGAAUUGAAUCCAGUGAAUUAAUAUAGUUUUAUUUUAUGAUUUCGCAGAUGAA
Molecule: messenger RNA, 735 nt
Organism: Neltuma alba
Lineage: Eukaryota; Viridiplantae; Streptophyta; Magnoliopsida; Fabales; Fabaceae
Product: autophagy-related protein 8C
Exons: 6
Coding region: 159-518 (119 amino acids)
Source: RefSeq, a predicted model, not a curated record